This is a messenger RNA of Suncus etruscus (white-toothed pygmy shrew), 2421 nucleotides long. RefSeq names its product NIMA related kinase 5 (gene NEK5). Gene Ontology annotation, molecular function: ATP binding; protein kinase activity. Gene Ontology annotation, biological process: protein phosphorylation. The record is from RefSeq and is a predicted model, not a curated record. Lineage: Eukaryota; Metazoa; Chordata; Mammalia; Eulipotyphla; Soricidae.
AGGAGACUUUCAUCCCUGGAGACCAUGGACAAAUACGAUGUGAUUAAGGCCAUUGGGGAAGGUGCCUUUGGGAAAGUUUACUUGGCCAAAGAGAAAGCAGAUAGCAAGUUCUGUGUUAUAAAAGAGAUCAAUUGUGCAAAGAUGCCCAUCCAAGAAAAAGAAGCUUCAAAGAAAGAAGUGGUUCUUCUGGCAAAGAUGAAACAUCCAAAUAUUGUAACCUUCUUCAGUUCAUUUCAAGAGAACAACAGUCUGUUUAUUGUGAUGGAGUACUGUGAUGGAGGAGAUCUCAUGAAGAGGAUAAGUAAACAACGAGGAGUGUUGUUUAGUGAAGACCAGAUUCUGAAUUGGUUUGUACAGAUUUCUUUAGGACUAAAACAUAUUCAUGACAGGAAGAUCUUACAUAGGGACAUAAAAACACAGAACAUAUUUCUUAGCAAGAAUGGGAGUGUUGCAAAGCUUGGAGACUUUGGCAUAGCAAGAAUCCUAAGCAAUUCCAUGGAACUUGCUAGAACAUGUGUUGGAACGCCCUACUACCUUUCUCCAGAGAUAUGUCAGAAUAAACCCUACAACAACAAAACGGAUAUUUGGUCUCUAGGCUGUGUCUUAUAUGAGCUCUGCACACUCAGACAUCCUUUUGAAAGGUAAACAAUGCUACACCAGCUGGUUCUGAAGAUUUGUCAAGCACAUUUUACUCCCCAUAUCUCCAAGGGUUUUCCCCCUGACCUACAGUCCUUGGUAUCUCAACUUUUCAAAGUAUCUCCCAGAGAUAGGCCAUCUAUCAACUCAAUUUUGAAAAGAUCUUUUUUAGAGAAACUUAUUGCCAAAUACUUGACUCCUGAGCUCAUUCAGGAAGAAUUCAAACAUGCUGUCAACAACAGAGCAAGACCAUCAGCUUCUCGACCUGCGUGGAAGGCAGUUGACAAUUCUAAGAUACAGAAAGUAAGAUUCCAGGGAAUGUGCUUACCAAGAGCAAGGCGAUCAGUGCCAUCUGGAAGGAAGACUGUAUUGCACAGAAACCAGUGGGGACCCCCAGCUGGAUCAGAGAAACCCUUACCUGUAAGUGAUAGGGACAUCUUCCAAGUGUUUCUCGGGAAGCCCUCAGAGAUCCUCUCAGUGAUCUGUGCCGCAUAUCUUCAGAGGAAACUUGAAGCUCAGCAGUAUAAACUAAACGUGGAAAAGCAGUUGGGUCUUCGUCCAUCUUCUGCUGAAUCCAGACAUCACCAGAGACCAGAGCACAGACGUGCUGGACAAGAGCCUCCAUCCCAGGAACUGCAAUCCAGGAGAAAUGAAAUAAAGGAACAGGAAUAUUGGAAGCAGUUAGAAGAAAUACGCCAACAGUACCACAGUGACAUGAAGGAAAUUAGAAACAGAAUGGGUAAUGAACUGGAGGAGAACUCAAAAAUAGCUCACAAAACCUAUUUGGUGAAGAAGAGUAACCUGCCCAUUUUCUCAGAGGCAUGUGAGGACCUGACUCCCCUUCAGGAUAUAGAAAGAGACCUGGAACAAAUUACAAUUCAGAAUGUAAAAGAGAGUAAAAAUCCACAGCAGAAUUAUAAAGCUAAGAAAGGUGUAAAGUUUGAAAUUAAUUUGGACAACUGUGUUUUGGAUGAAAAUACUCUCCAAGGGGCAGAGACAAUGGAUAUACUAAAUAAAACCUUAACCUUUGAAGACAGUGAGAAGUUUAGGGAAUUUAAGUGUGUGGAGGAGCAUGAAGACUAUAUAGACAAAGCUUAUGAGAAGCUGUGCUGUCCAGAUACAGAUUCAGUUACACAAAGUGCAGUCACAGCAGAGAACAGGAGAAAGUGGGAGGCCAGAGCCCCCCAUACUCUGCUGCAAAUGAUGGCAGCUGCCGACAUCACCUCCACAUGCUCCACCAUGCCCCAGGAUGACCAAGUGCUAGUGAUGGGAGCUACCCCAGAACACCGGAAGCAGUGGCAGCAUGAAGUGCCAGAAACCUUGAUGAGUGUUUUGGCAGCUGCUCAUCUAAGGAGUGACUCAUUUUCUGCCAACAAAGGAGAAUGUGUGGGGACACUAGAGCCAUGGAUUCCUAAAGAAGAUGAUGGGAAGGUGAAGAUGGAUCCGAGCAUUGAAGUAGAUGAAGCACAACUAGAACCAAGAUCAGAUGAUGAAGAUACAAACUUUGAAGAAUCAGAAGAUGAGUUGAGAAAUGAAGUAGUUGAAUCUCUAGAAAAACUCACUACUUCCAAAGAGGAAGAAAAAAGAGAAGAGGCUUUCUGUUCCUCUGAGGAUGAAAAAUUUAGGAGAGGACUAAACAUACAAGAAUCUCCAUAAUUAAAUGAAGAUUUGAAGAGCAUUUCUGUUCCUUGUAAUGACUUACUUUGCAUUAUUUAUGAAGACCAAGAAAUAGCAACCACCAGUGAAAACACGUGUGUGAUUCUUGCAAUUUUCCUUAAGUACUAA